CUUUUAGGCAUUCAUUUUGACGAAGGCCGAAUUCCCGUGGAAGCAUGGCGAGCUUUGUCCUAUGGGCUUCUCUAAGACCCCUGUGAGGUUCCGCUACAGGGGCCACUUGCUUGACUAAUAUCUGUCAACCAACAACUACCAAACCGGAAACUCGGCUAUGCAGGUACCCUUAUCACAGUGGAUGCCCUGAUGGCCGCAGUGCGUGAAAACAAGGGUCCCCAUUCAUACCAUUCCACUUCACUACAAGAACCCGCUCGGGCCCUUGUAGACUCUUCAAUCGCCAUUUGCUUCUACAUCUCCAUUUCCAUCCAGCAUGCGUUACCUUCCUUCCUUGGCGUGUUGGUUCUUCCUCUUCUGCAUCUCCAUCUCCAGCGGGGCUGCCGAGGAUCAAGAUGAUUGCACGGGCACUUUUGAAGUCGACUUGGUUUUCCCUCGCAAUAAGACAUACAAUCCCUCGCCAAUGAUGCCUAUUAUCUUCUCGUACCGAAAUCCCAAGCUCAUAUCUCUUCUUCAACCCUCUAUCAUUUAUCAGAUUUGGGAUUAUGAUAAUAUGAGAAAGACUGUCGCUGGCGCCGAGAUAGAAGCUCCAUCUGUCAAUCUCUCCACCUCGGGUGACCCUCACUUCGAGCAUCUCUUCUCUAGAGAAUUCAAUAGGGAGGGGAGAUGGUUCUUGACAGUCCAUUUCUUCUGGCAGAAUUGCUUCGAGGAUCCUGAUCACCAAUCCUCUGUCGGGAGUCAUGGAAACAACAUACAGCUCAACGACACUGCUGCUAGCUUUAUCUUCACCACUAAGGGCUCCUCUAAGCAAGUCGAUCUCGUUGCUGCAACGAGGGACAAGAAUUGUUCAUCCCCUGCCGGGGCCGCCAUAAAAGUCCAAGGAAAGCUCAGGACACCUAAAUACAAAGGUUACGAUAAAGAAUUCUGCCCUGUCACACCAACAGCAACUGAGGCAGAUGAGUGUGCUGUCACAAUGCCUGCCUCGGCUGCAUCAAGCAUUAACGCCGCUAUGACCUCUUGGCCAAACUAG
Molecule: messenger RNA, 1027 nt
Organism: Fusarium redolens
Lineage: Eukaryota; Fungi; Ascomycota; Sordariomycetes; Hypocreales; Nectriaceae
Exons: 2
Coding region: 314-1027 (237 amino acids)
Source: RefSeq, a predicted model, not a curated record